This is a messenger RNA of Drosophila pseudoobscura, 727 nucleotides long. It is a transcript of the gene fabp, whose product is annotated as fatty acid binding protein. The record is from RefSeq and is a predicted model, not a curated record. NCBI's taxonomy places the organism in Eukaryota, Metazoa, Arthropoda, Insecta, Diptera, Drosophilidae. Bases 70 to 465 code for a protein of 131 amino acids. Gene Ontology annotation, molecular function: fatty acid binding. Gene Ontology annotation, biological process: fatty acid transport. Gene Ontology annotation, cellular component: nucleus; cytosol. The transcript is spliced from 5 exons.
UAGAUAAAUCAAAUCCAAUAAAGUUGGUUCUUGUUUUUCGAAGUGAAAUAAAAAAAAUCAAAUUCUACGAUGGCAUCUUUCGUUGGCAAGAAGUACAAGCUGGAGAAGUCCGAGAACUUCGACGAGUACAUGAAGGAGCUGGGCGUUGGUCUGGUCCUCCGCAAAAUGGGCAACAGCAUCAGCCCCACUGUGGAGGUGACCCUGGAGGGUGAUACGUACACCAUGACCACCACCUCGACGUUCAAGACCUCCGCCAUCAGCUUCAAGCUGGGCGAGGAGUUCGACGAGGAGACCCUCGAUGGCCGCCAGGUCAAGAGCAUCAUCACCCUCGACGGCAACAAGCUCACCCAGGAGCAGAAGGGCGACAAGCCCUCGACCAUUGUCCGUGAGUUCACCGACACCGAUCUGACCACCACCCUCACCAUCGGUGCCGUGAAGAGCGUGCGCGUCUACAAGGCCGUCUAGGAGCUGUCCCGACUGACUAUAUCUACAUCUACUCUACACAUAACCAUUAAAUUUCGCAUUAAAGCUCAUCUUGUUAUUGACUAACAGUUGACUACCCAAAACAUACACAGAACUGCACCGCUAAUCCUCAUGUUCAACUGUAAACUGUUAACUGUAUGCAGCACCACCCACUCGUACAUUCACAGCCAGUGUAUGACUCUUUCUGAAUGCAUUUUGAAUAAAAGCUGAAACCACUGCAAGCGCCGCAGUGCUUCAUAAAUCG